GUGUCCCUAUGCGCAGAGGACCUGGAUAACUCUGGAGGAGAAAGGUGUGCCCUACACUCGCACACUUGUAAACGUCCGGAAUGCCACGGAGCGAGAGUGGUACGUGAAGAACAUCAAUCCUCUGGGAAAGGUUCCGUCUAUUCGUGACUUGACGGACGGAACCGUUCUGUACGAGUCGGAGAUCAUCAACGAGUACCUCGAGCAGAAGUUCGAUUCUGGACCCGCCUUGAUGCCGCCUUCUGCAGCUGGGGCCGCCAAGGUCAGACUCUGGAACCACCACUUGAACAACAAGUUAGCACCAGCGCAUUUCACCUUCUUGAUGAACAAGAAUGAGACUGCAGAGCCUCAGAAGAUUCAGGCCUUGGAGGAGGCUCUGCAAUACUACGAGGACAAUUUGAAGGGCCCCUUCCUGCUUGGGGACGAGUUCACACUGGCCGACGUCAGUGCCCUUCCAUUUUUCGAGCGUCUCAUCUUCUCUUGUCGACGCUUCAAGGAGUAUGAGAUCCCGGCGAGGAUGGAGCGCCUCCGCACCUGGCUCGACAAAGCCAUGAGCCAGCCCUCCUUCGUAGCGACGAAGAGGCCAGAGGAGAAGUUGGAGGAGGUCUAUCAACGGUUUCUCGCCGUCAACUACACGUUUGGCGGCUUGAACCGGAACUAA
Molecule: messenger RNA, 658 nt
Organism: Symbiodinium necroappetens
Lineage: Eukaryota; Dinophyceae; Suessiales; Symbiodiniaceae
Source: the annotation of a GenBank genome assembly